CCUCGAUCAGUUCGAUGGAUGCGAUCCCUUGGGUAAGAACAUGACAUCACGACAUAGGGAUGUUUUCUGUGAACGUAUAAUAAGACGAAGCUUUUCGAGUAUCGGGCUCCUUUUCUUUUGAAGUUAAUAGUCAGAAAAAAUAAACCAUUUCUUAAGAAACACAAAUUGUCGAUCUCCACGAUUCGGACAUCCCCGUCAUUAAAACUCAAAUCGAAUCAGAACCGCAACUACUACAACCGAAUUCAUAAUGUCAAACAACCAAGGUGGUGGUCUCCUCGGCGGACUAGUUGGCGGAGUUGACAAUGUCCUCACAGGCGGCGAAAAAGCUAAAGGCCAGGGUGGUCUUCUCGGAGGCGUUGGUGGUGCUUUGGGUAGCACGACCGAAGGACUCGGCAAAGGAUUGAACUCUACAACGAGAGGAGUUGGAAAUGCUGUAGGACAGACUACCGAAGGUCUUGGCAACACAGUCGGCGGCGUGACGAAUUCGGUGGGGGGCACCGUGGGUGGAAUCACUGGUGCUGGUGGCUCUGGUGGUACUGGUGGUACUACUCAGAAGAAGCAGGAUAAUACCGCCUUCAAAAGCUAUGGUAUCUGAGUACGGAUUAAAAGGGGUGUAUGGAUUGAAGCUGGGGCAUUUGAGAUGAUAUAAAGAAAUACAAUAAAUUUAAUUAAUCGCUGUUAUUUAAAACAUGGGAUAUGCUGAAAUGUGUUUUUUAUUUGUU
Molecule: messenger RNA, 722 nt
Organism: Annulohypoxylon maeteangense
Lineage: Eukaryota; Fungi; Ascomycota; Sordariomycetes; Xylariales; Hypoxylaceae
Exons: 1
Coding region: 248-595 (115 amino acids)
Source: RefSeq, a predicted model, not a curated record